CUUAUAAGAACACAACAACAUCGUUUUCAUCGACUCAGUUCCGAGGCUUCUUCUACAGCUCCAUUUUCUUCCCAUUAUCUAAUCCAUUCCAACAAAGAAAUCCCAUUUUUGCUUUUUGCAUUUCCUCUUGGUACUCACUCCUUUCUCUCUCACAUUGAUCACUUUUGUUGGCAAAAGGUCUAGGUGCUCUGCCAUAUUUUUCAUUGAUUCAAGAUGGCAACAACAGCUUCUAACUUGCCAAUAUUGAUGUCAAGACCCAAGAUUCGUUCAUCACAGAGGUUUGCAAAUGUAGGACCUGCAAUUCUUGGAGGAAGGUUUAAGGUUGGCUCAUGUGAUAAGCUCACAAGUGUUUGUCAUGUUGCGUCAGCACAACCCUUCCAGCAAGGUGUGAAAAUGACAUCAUGUGCCAUAAAAUAUGACACAAUCAUAACAAAGGCUAUGUCUGAGUCUAGUUCAAACAAUCAAGUUGCUGGAUUGCCGAUUGAUUUGAAAGGUAAAAGGGCUUUCAUUGCUGGUGUGGCUGAUGACAAUGGAUAUGGCUGGGCAAUAGCAAAAUCUCUUGCAGCGGCAGGAGCUGAAAUUCUUGUUGGUACAUGGGUACCUGCUUUAAAUAUAUUUGAAUCCAGUCUACGACGUGGAAAAUUUGACGAGUCACGCAUAUUACAAGAUGGUUCAUUAAUGGAGAUUAGUAAAGUGUAUCCAUUGGAUGCUGUUUAUGACAAUCUUGAAGACGUCCCAGAAGAUGUAAAAUCUAACAAGCGCUAUGCUGGAGCCUCUAAUUGGACAGUACAGGAAGUUGCUGAAUCUGUCAAGAAAGAUUUUGGCACUAUCGAUAUACUUGUGCACUCACUUGCUAAUGGACCAGAGGUCAGCAAACCAUUGUCUGAGACAUCUCGAAAAGGAUAUCUUGCUGCCUUGUCUGCAUCUAGUUACUCUUAUAUUUCUUUACUCAAACACUUUCUCCCAAUCAUGAACCCAGAUGGAUCUGCACUCUCUCUUACAUACAUAGCUUCAGAGAGGAUCAUUCCAGGAUAUGGUGGCGGUAUGAGUUCUGCAAAAGCUGCUUUGGAAAGUGAUACAAGAGUGCUUGCUUUUGAAGCUGGUAGAAAGAAAAGAGUCAGAGUUAAUACUAUAUCUGCAGGUCCACUGGGAAGCCGUGCGGCAAAAGCAAUUGGUUUCAUUGAUAUGAUGAUUGAUUAUUCAUUUACCAAUGCACCAUUGCAGAAAGAACUACAUGCAGAGGAAGUGGGGAACACUGCUGCAUUCUUGGCAUCACCCUUGGCGUCGGCUAUUACAGGCGCUGUUAUAUACGUUGACAAUGGAUUAAACGCCAUGGGUGUUGGAGUUGACAGUCCAGUAUUUAAGGAUCUUGACAUUCCCAAGGACAACCAUUGAAAUUGUCCUUGAAGUGAUUUCUUUUUUUCAACUUCAUCAAAAGACCAUGCAGCCUAGGAUGAUGAGAAAAAACUGAGGAGAUAGUUCUUACAUUUUCAUAACUUAGUAAGUGAUUGUUUCAACUUUAUUUCCAUUGUUUUUUAAUCAUUUUGAAAGAAUCCAGACUUGGGAAAUUGAAAAAUUAUUUGCAAAACUGUUUGGAUCUUAAAUAAAAGGUAAAUGGCUUU
Messenger RNA from Abrus precatorius (Indian licorice), 1622 nucleotides. Its product is annotated as enoyl-[acyl-carrier-protein] reductase [NADH], chloroplastic-like. The record is from RefSeq and is a predicted model, not a curated record. NCBI's taxonomy places the organism in Eukaryota, Viridiplantae, Streptophyta, Magnoliopsida, Fabales, Fabaceae. Gene Ontology annotation, biological process: fatty acid biosynthetic process. Gene Ontology annotation, molecular function: enoyl-[acyl-carrier-protein] reductase (NADH) activity. Bases 214 to 1395 code for a protein of 393 amino acids. The transcript is spliced from 13 exons.